Messenger RNA from Gallus gallus (chicken), 9522 nucleotides. RefSeq names its product ELAV like RNA binding protein 4 (gene ELAVL4). Gene Ontology annotation, molecular function: RNA binding. The coding region runs from base 5290 to 6390 and encodes 366 amino acids. NCBI's taxonomy places the organism in Eukaryota, Metazoa, Chordata, Aves, Galliformes, Phasianidae. The record is from RefSeq and is a predicted model, not a curated record. The transcript is spliced from 7 exons. Gene Ontology annotation, cellular component: ribonucleoprotein complex.
AGGCAGGACGGAAGAAGAGAUGAGCAUGCAUGUCUUUUAUGUGAGUUUAUGCAUGUGUCUUUCUAUGCCAUUUAAAUGGAUGCUAAAGGAAGUGCUGGGAUUGGGGUGAAAAUGGAAAGGCUGUUUCUGUAAGGUAUACUCUUGAAUUGUUUGUGCAAACAUCUGGUUAUCAAAAGCGUAGGACUACCAAGUAGCUCCACAAGCAGGACAUGUUUUUGCAGAACUCUGUAGUAAAGGAAAGAGCAAGGUAAUGUUUACAGUUCAAUAAGUAAAAUAGAUUUAGUUGUAGUAAAAUCACUGUUUAAUAUGGAUUUAGAUGUAACAUUUGAGCGCAUUUAAACGUUUGAGAUACUGUCAAGUGAAGAUGUUGGAGAAGUGGGCGUUCAAAUGAAUUUCCUUGCUUGCUCUUUUUUCCUCUUUCAAAUGUUCCAUCUUUGUAAAAUAUCGUAAUAUUUUAGGUACGGGGGGCUUUUGUAGGUCACUAGAUAUACAGUAAGAAGAAGAAAGGAGAGAGAAGGUCUCAAUGUGUCAGAGGCAGUGAUUGUCUAAAAUUAACUGUUUAGAAAAGGAAGGAAAAGCUUGGAGGGAAGAACGAGGCUCAAAUACGUGCAACUGCGCUGUUCUAGUUGGGGAGAUAAUGAGUGAUAGAUCUGAGCUGGUGCAGUGGUGUGAUGCCCAUUAAUUUCUCAGAGCCUUGACUUUGCAGGUUUGUUACUUAUUUUGUUGAUGCCUUUAAUUAUAACCAAUUUUGGGUGAUAGCUUGGGACAGUGAAGCUGAGACCUUUCGUUUGUUUACUUAUUUUGAGUAUUCUGACAGUCUGUAAUAGUGGUGGAACAUCACUGUUAGAAAUCAGGUGCUUUCAGAUGAGAUACAAUAGGAAUGCGGUUUAUUUUUUUCAACUACCUACUACUGUUUUAUUGGUAGCAGUUACAUUGCUUGCAUAAAUUGGUGUUAAUGUGUUCAUUCUUAUCUUUAUUUGUGGCAAUGACAAUCCAUGUUUUCCCUAAUCGUACUGGGUCACCUAAUGAAUUAAUGCUUCUUUAGGACCCGAUAAAGUAGAGGAGGGGGCUGAGCAUCUUGUACUUAUUGUUCUACCUUUGAUUGCAUGGUAUUUGAUGACUCCUCAAUGAAGAAAAUCUGUAGAAGUCAAGGAAAAAAAACCCCUUAUUUUAAGGUAGAAAGUAUUUAAAAAAAAAAAACUAGACCUUCGUGUCCUUUCUGGAUUUGGGUUAGUUACACGAUGAAAGACAAGCCUGGCUUUGAUAUUUAGAGUUGUGAUGUGUAUAUAAGAUUCUGUAGUAAGCUUUUGUUGCUAAGGCACAUGCAGUUGCGUCAGUGAUGGGGAUGUGAUGGAGAUUUAUGCGUCCUUGAAGUCUCAAAUAAUUUUCCCUACAUUCAUUUAUUUUUUUAAUACUAAAUUCAUUUCUAUUGCUAUAAAAUAUCUCAUAUCUUACAGUUGAUGUGUUUUCCCCAGUGUGAGAUCAUGCAUCAGUACUUUUCAGGAUUGGGGCUUGUAGAGUAUUUGACUUCUGAGCUUACAGAAGUCAUGGAGGUGCAGCACGAUGAUCUGUUUAAGGGCAGAUGCAAAUGAAAGUUGCUGUCUAAUUCAGUGCUUCAGGAAUGUUCCCUGCAUAAUGCAUUUCUGUCUAUGUUGGUGACUUUCAGCGUUGGUGGAGGGCACUGGUACCACUGGAGCCCUUCCAGUAGCAAAGCUCUUUGGAUUCAGUUGCUCCAGUCUGGAGUGUUUGCAGAGCUGUCAGGUGGCCACUAAGUUCUCUCCCUUUCAGUUAUUGCUGCCUCAGGGAUGGCUGGUGAGGAUGUGGUCCCAUCUGACCUCCAUAUGCAGCUGGAAAAAAGAUGGAAGGUCACUGCACUGUGUUUAGGCCUGUGAUUGCGUGCGAGCCUGGUUGGAGGAGCUGAUGACUUCUCUGUAUUCUCUCCCUGGUUGAGUGCUGCUUAAAAGCUUUUGUAGGUACAUGAGGGAUGAAGGAAGCUUGUCCUUUUUUCUUUCCUCCCCUUAUGAAUUUUUCAUUAUUGCAUACUUGAAAACUGGCAAAGACAACAAUACUCACAAUUUAUAAUUUAAGAUGGAUCUGACUCAUCCCAUAAUGUUGUGCACAGUGGCCCAUUGAGAAUGUGGAAUUCCAGGAGCUGACUGUUAUGUUAUCUCUGUUGGGGCAGAUGAGUACAGUUGCCGUAAGUCUGCGUUUUUCUGCUGCUGUUAGAAGGAAAACUGGUAUUUGUGACUUGAGAGUUGUUAUCAUUAGGUGAGUGUUAUUGGAAGACUUUGCAUAGGGGAUCUUUGUUUAAUGUAGAUCAGUUAGAAUUUAAAUGUUCAUUAUGAUGUGUGGAAGCUGAUCUGUUUAUAGUAGUUUGGGUUUGAGAGUUUAUGGUGAAUUGGGCCAAAUAUUGGAGGCCUUCUGGUGUGAAUCAAAUGCGGGUACGUGGAGAGGAGGCCAGGCCUUUCCUCAGCACUAUGGAGCUGCCAUGUGGCCUCCCCUAGUCUACUGCAGUUCUGUAUUAGAUAAUACAAAAUACACAACCCUACAGGGUUAACCCAUGUUUAAGCCACUGCUUUGUAGUGAGGUGUGAACGCAUUCUUCACUUGGAAUUAGAGAGAUUUGGGGGUACUUAAUGAGAAGAUAAGCGCAGCUCUAAGUUGCUGUCCUUGGCUUCACCUUCUCCUGCUGGUGGACCUUGGUAUUCCGGUGGUGGCCAGUGGCUUCCUUCUAGCAUGUGCUUUUAGAAGAGGCUGAGGCUUGUGGGCAUGCUUGUCCCUUUUCAUUUCUGCAGAGCAGAAGGCACUGUCACAAUGCUGUAGAAGUAAUAAUGCACGUAAACAAGUAUUCCUUAAAUAAAAAUAGUUCUAAUAGUGUUCCCUGCAUAUCUUUGUUCCAAAUGAAGUUACUGGCAGUAGAUGAGUAGGGGGAAGUUGAUUUUUAGCAGAAAGCGUGAAUGCUGGAAAUUCUUCCUAAUAUGCAUGUGCCAGCUAUUCUGUGGCAAUAUUGCAGUUUGAUUUCCUUCCUGUAAGAGCAGCUGUUCAGGGAAUUCAUCUCUUUGCUUGAUGCAGAGGGCCCUAAAAAAUGCAAUACGCAACUGCUGUGGUGAUUGUGGCCAUUUUCAGUGUGUCCAGGGAUGGAAGGGCCUCGGUGAUCCAGCACGGUAGCAUAUUGUUCUCUAGACUAAGUGGGCCAGGACAAAAUUAUCAUUUUCUGUUUCGUGUGCUCUGUGAGAGAUUCCGGAGUACACUUCAGAAUUUGACAUUGUGUUUGAUAAUUUAUAGAGCACAGUUUAUAUUUAACUGUAGACACACUAAUCCAGGAAAAAGAGUAGUGUAUUUUUAGACUCCUUUUUUAUUGUCUCUGCUUGUCAUUACUCAGCUACUGAAAGAAGUGUUCAUAAAUGUAGAUGCUCAUUGGGAUAGAAAUUGAGUUUAAUUUCGAUGAUUAGUCCUUGCUACUUAUAAAAAAAAAAAAAACAAGCGUUCGUGUGAUGAUCUUUGGCUAUCAAGGAGCUUUACAGCUGUACCUGGUCCUCGUGGGUGCUGUAGGAAGAUGUUCCCACCGCAGAGUGACUAGGCUGAAUGCCCCAGCAACCAGAGAUGCUUAGAGGACUUUUUUUUAGCUUUAAUAAUGACCCAAGGUCACCUCGAGACAAUGGCAGAGUUCUUGUUUGAGGUGAAACACUGAUGGACUGGCUCCUGCUCUAAAGAAGCUUUGAGUCUAGACUGUUGAGCCUUGUAAGGAAAGGCUAUUCAACAGAAAAGGUAUUAGCAUUUUUCUUUUUUUCUUCCUUCAAUUCUUAAGUACCUAUGUAAGCUGUUUGUCACUGUUUGGGGUUUUUAGGACAGUUCUGCCUAAUAAUAGCUAAUGCUUCUACUUUCUCAACGGUUGCCUAUUGACAUCUAAGCAAAAGGCAUUCUAAGGGGUUUGAGGUUGGGCUCUGCAGGUGGCCUGGGACCUGUUGUCUUCAUGCAUCUGCACCUGACGGGAGUAUUAGUUGUUUUUUUUAAUGUUGUUAAUGGCUACUUUUUCCAUGGGCUCCCUCCUUUAUCUUAGGAGGAGUUUCAAAAGCUGUCUGAAUGUUCAGGGUAUGUUCAUUUAUUUGAAUAAGAAUUUAGUUAAUGAGUUUAUUUAGGAACUUCAGGAAGCAUCCUAGUAAUUUGAAUAAGGAAGAUGUUUGGUUUGGCCUGGGGCCUGUUUCCCUUAUUUAGUAUAGACUGUAUUAGAGUUCGCCAGGGAUAAGCUAGCAGGAUCUUUUAGUUGGACCUGUGAUAAACACACACGUACUUGAUAUUUUGUCCUUCAUCGGUUGAAUAGUAUGCUAUUAAUCUGUGAGUAAUGGUCUUUGAUCUCAGCAUAGGUGUUUUUUUUUGCAUGAGAUCUUUCUGUAUUAUUGAGAUAUUUGUUCCAUACAGUGCUUUACGUAACUUUGUUUAAGCAGUUUUGUAGAUACUUUACUUGUGACAGCAUCAGAGUAAGCAGCUCCCUCCAUAUCCUAGAAGAUCAGUUCUUAUCACUUAGCACCGGGGAUUUCUCAAAUCCUCAACUUAAUUUUUCUCCUUGUGUCCAUUGCUAUCUCAUAUGGUCAUACUACUCCAGGGUGAUUCACUUUUACUUUUCCUACCAUUGCACCUUGUAGAAGCAAGAAUCCCUAUUUUUUUUUUUGUGGAAGUAUUAUUCCUAUAAGUAAUAAUGGUGUGCUACAGGGCAGUAGAAUUAGAGGUUAAUUACAGAAAAUCUGUAAAUUUUUGUUCAUUACUAGUCUAAUUCAGUUCAAGACUGGACAGGGAAAAGUGCUGUUACUCUGCAAUAAGCUAACACUUCUAAUGAGGGAAAUGGAAAUUCCAGUGUUGCCCAUGUCCAGUCUUAGGGUAUGUCUUGAGUUUGUGAGCAGUAGUAUCCAUAGAGGUGCUGUUGGCAGCAGUCGAGAUGUAAACAUUGAUUAGUGCUUCUGAAUUGCAUUUAUUAGUGUCUUCAUUAAGGUCCUGUUGAGGACAGAGCCUGAAAUACGUUUGUUGUAGUGUGUUUUGCUAAGCUAUGAAUUUCUACAUAAUCAUUGCCUGAAAAACACAGGUAACACUUUCUAAAGAGAACAAAUGGCUUAGGAGCUGAAAUCUUAUUGCAGUGGACAAUAAUGAACCUUAAAUCACGUAGAGGCUUUUGGAAAUCAUAGCUUUUGCUUCUAGAACUUUGAUAGUAAUAAUAGGUGGGGGGUUGGAUGUCCUUGGGCUUCAGGAAGAGCCUGCUCUGGCCUGCCUUUUGCUUUAGCUGCUGAUAAUUAGCACCAUGGAGCCUCAGGUGUCGAAUGGCCCUACUUCCAAUACAACCAAUGGACCCUCCAGCAACAGUAGAAACUGCCCUUCCCCCAUGCAGACGGGGGCUGCCACAGAUGACAGCAAAACCAACCUCAUAGUCAACUAUUUACCCCAGAACAUGACCCAGGAGGAAUUCAGGAGUCUCUUUGGGAGCAUUGGUGAAAUAGAAUCCUGCAAGCUCGUGAGAGACAAAAUCACAGGGCAGAGUUUAGGAUAUGGAUUUGUUAACUACAUUGAUCCAAAGGAUGCAGAGAAAGCCAUUAACACUUUAAAUGGACUCAGACUCCAGACCAAAACCAUAAAGGUGUCGUAUGCCCGUCCAAGUUCAGCAUCAAUCAGAGAUGCGAACCUGUAUGUCAGCGGCCUUCCGAAAACAAUGACCCAGAAAGAAUUAGAGCAGUUAUUCUCACAAUAUGGGCGCAUCAUCACCUCACGGAUUCUGGUUGAUCAAGUCACAGGGGUUUCUCGAGGUGUGGGAUUUAUCCGUUUUGAUAAGAGAAUAGAGGCGGAAGAAGCCAUAAAGGGACUAAAUGGCCAGAAGCCUAGCGGUGCUACGGAACCAAUUACUGUGAAGUUUGCCAAUAACCCCAGCCAGAAAACAAGCCAGGCACUCCUUUCACAGCUGUAUCAAUCUCCCAACAGACGCUAUCCUGGACCGCUCCACCACCAGGCUCAGAGAUUCAGGCUGGACAAUUUGCUUAAUAUGGCCUAUGGCGUAAAGAGACCCCUCUUUUUACUUGGUAGGUUCUCCCCAAUCACAAUUGAUGGUAUGACGAGCCUUGUUGGAAUGAAUAUCCCUGGUCACACUGGAACUGGAUGGUGCAUCUUCGUCUACAACUUGUCUCCCGACUCAGAUGAGAGUGUGCUGUGGCAGCUGUUCGGUCCCUUCGGAGCGGUCAAUAAUGUCAAGGUGAUCCGCGACUUCAACACCAACAAGUGCAAGGGAUUUGGCUUUGUCACCAUGACCAACUACGACGAAGCUGCCAUGGCGAUUGCCAGCCUUAAUGGAUACCGUUUAGGAGACAGAGUAUUGCAAGUUUCCUUUAAAACCAAUAAAACCCACAAAUCCUGAAUUUCAUAUCCUUACUUACUAAAAUAUAUAUAUAUAAAUAUAUAUACGAACAAAACAAAACAAAAAAACUCUUCAAGGCUUAUAUUCAACCAUGGACUUUAUAAGCCAGUGUUGCCUAAGUAUUAAAACAUUGGAUAUCCUGUGAGGAACAGGAAAGGAUUUUAUAAUGCUUAGAAAAAAAAAAAACCUUUGAUGCAUUGAAUGUUCUUUCAUAGCUGUCGUUGUUGAAUAUAAUAUACAUAGAUAACAAUGUGCAGGGAUUUUUACCCGGCCAGCUAGUUUUACUACCUUCCUUGAAGGUGGGUCUUUUUAAGAUGACCAUUCACUCAUUUGAAAAAAAUAAGAAAACAAAAACAAUUUUUACAAACUAAUGGGAUUAAAAGCGAGAAAAAAGAUUUUUCUUUUCUUUUCUUCUUUUGAAAACAUUGAUCUAAUCAGAUUGGUAAACCCCCCUGGUAAAUUAAAGAGGAACAAUAAAAAUUGCAAAAAGAAGAACAUAAUUUUGCAACUUUUUUUAUUUUUCCUUUUUUCUUUUAUAUCAUGUGAACUAAACAGUCUUCUGUUAGGGAAUGGGGUAGAGGGGGAUACCUGAUGACAUAACAAUUUAAAUAACAUUAACAAUGUUGCCAAAGAGGUGGUCUCUUUGCUGAAAAUGGGUUUCAAGAAAAAUCUAUUUUUAUAAAAUAUAAAGAAUUUUUACAAGAGAAUCUGGAUUUGAGAAAAAAUAUUUUGACUGGCUAAUUUAGGGGAAAUUGACAACUUUGUCAUGUUCAUACUGCACUGGUAACUUUUUAGAGAUCAAGAUGUGUGUUUUAAACUGGAUUAGUAGAUUGUUUUUUGAAGGAUGGGCUACAAACAGAUGAUCUUCGUAUCUUUUCAUAGCAUGUAAUAAAAAUAUUAAAUACAGUACGGGAGAGUGUUCUUCCCAGGCACGCAGUUACCCACAGUCAAAACCCAAAAGCAAGGAGAUGAGUUGCAAGAUGGUUUUUCUUUAAGUCAUCAGUAUGGGAUAUCAGCAGAACAAAAGUUUAAAAAAAAGAAAAAAAACUUAAUUUUGAUCAAAAACUUCCUUGGUUUGAGCAGUAGGUGCUACGAAAUUAUUUACAUAUCUUAGUAUCAUAGUUAAAUGUAAUGUGUUUAGAAAGAAUACAUUUGCUUUAAAUUUGUUAAGAAUUUUCAAAUUCACUUUAUAGCCCAUGCUAAUAUAAUUGGGCUGUGUUGGCACAUUUGGAACACUGUUUAUGUUGCUUGAAACACUUAUUUAUUUAAUUGCCGAUGUGAUGCAUAUGGCCAAAAUCAAAUAUAGCUAGUUUGGCUAGUCUACUUAUUUGUUUUCUUAAACUAUGGGAAGAAGCAUAUUAUUGUGUCAUUUUGUUGUGUGUGUAUGUGUAUAUAUAAUAUAAAUAUAUAUAUAUAUAAAGUUAUUUUUUCUUUUGGUUAAUUUAUUAUAAGUUGUAACACUUUGCUAGUUUUGUUUGUAUAUGUCUUAAAAUGUUUUCUUAUGAUACUUAAGUGACAGAGGUAUCAAGGUAACUUGUGUAGAAAUAUUGUUUGAUAUAUUGUCAUGUUUGUUGUGAAUAUUUUUUCUUACUGCACAGUAGAAAAGAAAACAACUGGGUCUUUAUUUUAAUGUAAUUCAGAUUGGGGAAAACAGAGCUAAGGGAACAAAAUGACUGAGGGGGUGCUCUCCCAUGUCCAGUGCACUGAUCAUUUUAGUAUGUUUGUGCUUUGUACGGUUAUAUAUUUAAAACAAAAAAGGGUCAUGCUCUUCCCUGAGUACUAGAAACAGUUACUCGCUAUGCAUAAUCUAGUUGAUAGUUAAAUUUGCUAUUGCUUUUCUUGUCUUGUUAUAUAAAAUCUUUUCAAUACAAGUUUAGUCUUAAUGGUAAUAAAACGUUAUGGUUAUUUAUAACUUGUGCUUAUUUUGUGCAUUUUUUCCAUGCUAUACCCACUAACUGCAUGUAGACUAAGUAUUGUUUUUUCACACUGAAGAGGCAAACUUUUGUAGUAGACAAAUAACUAAAGCAAAGGCUGCAUCAUAAUUUUAUCAGUUUUUUACUUUAACAAUGUUAGAUUUUAGUUUAAAGGAACACUCAUUCAAUGUUCAGGGAAACCUUUAUACAUCAUCUGCUAUGAAUGAGCGCAGUUUGCUGGGAAAGUUUUGAUGCAUUUGCUAAGCAUUAGUGGGGAAGGCAUGUCAGAAUCUUUUCUCUACAAUGUGUUUUACUAUCUGAAUAAUAAUAAUUUAAAAAAAUCUUUCUUAGGACCAGGCAGUUGUAUACUUUAGUUAUAAUGAAUGACUUCAUGUUAACCUUGCUAGUUUAGAUCAUUUCUGAGGGAAAGUAUUGUAAAUGUUUUUUUCAUAACCUUGUUGUGUUUGAAUUAUUUGUACUUUAAUUGUCCAGACAAUAAAUGAAAGUGUGUAGAAUGGCUAUGGACUUUCCACCUUUUUAACCGUGUUCAGAUGUUGUAGUGAUCCCAGCCACACCUUCAAUGAGGGAGAUGUUAGUCUGAUCUCAGAAGCAAGGUCUCGGAGACGAAUGUCUUGGUUGAACCAGACUAAGAAUAUUCAUUACUCGUUUUUUCUCCUUCUGAAGGCGAGAAGGAAUCUGCCAUUUAAGAUGUUUGACACCAAAGACCAAAUUGUAACUGUGAUUCAAUACCUUUAUUUGAAUGUGGGAGAUGCUGAAGGGUUUCUACCAUAUACGAUGUUUUUACACAGUGAAAAUAUUAACUCAGUCAAUAUCAACUUUAAACAAAAGUAAUGAGAAUUUCAGCAUUAAUAUUUUCUAAGUCAUUUAGUUUGACUUUUCUAUGACCAUGCUGUGAAUGUCACGCGAUAUGAAACAGUGUACAUACCUGCUGUACAACAGUGUGUGACCACAUUCCCAAUUUAAUUCUUUUCACCAUGUUAUAACAGUUGAUAUUUCAGUUGACUUGUUUGAAUCCCAUUAAUGCAAAUAUUCACUUCAUGUUUAUGUUCUGUAACAUUCACUAAUUGAGAAUGUGUACCUUGUAAAACUGCAGCAUUGAAUCUCGUAACAGAUUAGGAAAAAUAUCAGUGGGCUGGAUGGACUGUGCAAUUUUUCAGCUCCUUCACCUAUUAAUAAACUCGUGUUUUUGUGAGAUUAA